CCCAAAUGUCUUGCAUGAGAGAGUGUUGAUCCAGACCCUCAAUAAGCUGAACGACACUAGCAGGGGCUGUGCACGGGCCACAAAGAUCAGCCCUCGCGAUGAACUUCGCGUCCUUCAAGAUUUCGGAGCCACUUCGUUGAGGCCCAGCAUCCUUUCGUCAACUCGGCAAGAAACACAGCUGCAAUUACAAGAUGGCGUCCACCACCGCACCAUUGUCAUUGGAAUCCUUCCUGAGCACACUUCCCCCGGAUCUUUUUGACCAAACCACGCUCAUCUCUCUCGCUUCCACCGUCGCCAUCCUCCUGGCAGCCUAUUCUCUCUCCCGCGUGGCCCUCGACCCCAAGACUACCACCUCCCGCUACCGGUUACUCUUCAUAUGGCAUGCCUUCGAUGCACUGAUUCACUUUUGCCUCGAGGGUAGCUUCCUCUACCACUGCUUCUUCUCGUCGGCACCUCUCGGGCAUCUGGACCCCAAGGAGGUGUUUGUUGAUCCCUACAACUAUCUCGGAAGAAUUGACAAGGUACAUGGUGCGCAGGCUGUUGCUGGGAGGUUUGUUGACGGGGUUGUGGGUGGUCCGGCGAAAGCUGGGGAUGUGGGCGGCGGAUUGCUGGAAAAGGUGGUGAGGGGCACGGCAGAGUUGUGGAUGGUUUAUGCCAAGGCUGAUAAAAGAUGGGCUGGGGUUGAUUUGAGCGUCGUCAGUCUCGAGCUCCUCACCGUCCUUGUCGUCGGGCCCUUGGCUUGCUGGGUCUGCUACGACAUCGCCAAGAAGAACUCGAGGGUAAACAUCGUUAUGAUCAUGAUUGCUACUGCUGAAAUUUAUGGGGGCUGGAUGACCUUCUGCCCCGAGUGGCUCGUGGGCAGCGUCAACCUCGACACCAGCAACUGGAUGUACCUGUGGCUUUACUUGGCCUUCUUCAAUGGCUUAUGGGUUGUCAUCCCUGCGUAUGUCAUUUAUGUGGCGUCUGGGGAGAUUAUGGGUGCCUUCAAAGUCCGGGAUGCUGCGGCGAAGGCUAAGAAGUCUUUGUGAUGAGUCUCGAAGCGCACUUAUCCAAAGCUUCAUCAGGAGGGGUGGGUAAGAAGCGGUUCCGACACCUGCCCAGUACGGGUGUUCAUCGCAAUCAGCGGAUUCAGCACGGCGUUGCAGGUAUGGCUGUCUCGUUGCACUGCAUGCCCGUACGACUGUAUCCAUCCUCUUCGUUGCGUCAUGAACGGCGGAGAGGAACGAACAAGCCGAUGGGGAUUGGCCGAAGGGCCUCAGUGGCAAGGUGGAAAAGAUAUGCUUCUGUUCGCCGGUUUGCUUCCUAUCAUUCACAUGUGUGAUCUUCUUCCCCGAGUUUGGUUGAUCUUUCACAUGGUUACCAGGAGACACAGCAAGCUCGUCGACAUCUGCUGCCAUCUAGAUAUCCCAGUGAGGAUGAUACGAAUCAAACACUUGAAAAGCGAACUCAUAGUGAUCUUGUGAGAUGAAAUCGCAGUCAGUAUACGAGCCGUCGCAGUCAUGAUAGAG
Messenger RNA from Neurospora crassa OR74A, 1508 nucleotides. Its product is annotated as EBP domain-containing protein. Bases 192 to 1028 code for a protein of 278 amino acids. Gene Ontology annotation, biological process: sterol metabolic process. Gene Ontology annotation, cellular component: membrane; endoplasmic reticulum. Gene Ontology annotation, molecular function: cholestenol delta-isomerase activity. The record is from RefSeq and is a predicted model, not a curated record. NCBI's taxonomy places the organism in Eukaryota, Fungi, Ascomycota, Sordariomycetes, Sordariales, Sordariaceae. The transcript has 3 exons.